Peromyscus leucopus (white-footed mouse) is the source of this 718-nucleotide messenger RNA. It is a transcript of the gene Tmem128, whose product is annotated as transmembrane protein 128. The transcript has 5 exons. The coding region runs from base 44 to 535 and encodes 163 amino acids. NCBI's taxonomy places the organism in Eukaryota, Metazoa, Chordata, Mammalia, Rodentia, Cricetidae. The record is from RefSeq and is a predicted model, not a curated record.
AGUGCUGCGUGCCGUCACUUCCGUCGCACUGGCGGGCGCCAAGAUGGACGCCCCGUGGGCUCGGGAGCAGCUCCGGAGGCGUUACCUAUUUCCUUCCGAAGUGGGGCUGGACUGUGAGGACGACGCCAGACCCGAAACCUCCACAGCUGAUGAGAUAAAGGAGAAACCUCUUCCAAGACUUAACAUUCAUUCUGGAUUCUGGAUUCUGGCAUCCAUCGUUGUAACCUAUUACGUUGAUUUCUUUAAAACCUUUAAAGAAAAUUUUCACACUAAUAGCUGGUUUCUCUUCGGCGGGGCCCUGCUGUUUGUCAGCCUGUCCAUCGCCUUUUACUGCAUAGUCUAUCUGGAAUGGUACCGGGGGAUUGAAGAGUACGAUGUCAAGUACCCCAUGCUGGUGCCCAUCACAACCGCAACUUUCAUCGCGGCGGGGAUUUGCUUCAACCUGGCUCUGUGGAAUGUGUGGUCAUUCUUCACUCCCUUACUGCUCUUCACUCAGUUCAUGGGGGUCGUGAUGUUCAUCUCGCUCCUCGGAUGAGUUCCAGACUUAAGAACGUGAGCAUUUAAAGUGAACAAAGCAUCCAGCUUGUGCCAUUGACCUGAAGGAGAAGCCUAGUGUGCACUGGUAUCUGAAGUGAGUGGUUUCCAUGGCAUCUGUGACUUUCUAAACCUGCUGUUGAAAUCUGAAUAAACGAUCUUUCUCUUGGGUGUUCGCAAACAA